AGACUUGACAUCUGAUCUGGUAGCCUUUGCAAAUUACUCUGCACCUUUAUAAAACACAUCUUCAAAGUUCAUAUCAAAACACUCAGAACCGCUUAAUUCUCAACCAAAAAAAAAAAAAAAAAAAACACUCGGAAUCGCCGUGGUGAUGGCUUCAGAAAAGAGUGAUAGUGCAGAGCCAGCAGCAGCAAAAUCGAACCAGCUGUACGUAUUUUUUGGUCAUGAAUCUUCCUCAGUCCUGUAUUCAAUGUAUGAGAUUCCUGUACCAAAUCCUCUCCCUCCUCCCCCAACGAAAGCAGCACAAAUUGCCGAAAUGCAGAACCCAAGUCCACUUCCCAACACUACCCCAAACCCAAUCCUCAAACUCAAAAGGGGCGAAUACCCUCGAGGCAUGUGUUGUGUUCAACUGGGUUCCAAAUUUUACUUCUUUGGUGGCGAGUACGAUGAUUUGGAUCACCCAUAUGUUGCUAAAGAUGUUAAGACAAAGUACAAGAAUGUAAAGCGAGAUAGAUAUCCUAGAGAUGUCUAUGUUUUUGACCCCACUAACACCAACACCACCAUUGGUGAUAACAAGAAGAAGUUGAUGAUGAUAAGUGGUACACCAAUGCAGACCGGAAAGGCUAAGCCUUUGGGGUUUGUGGUGGAUGAGAAGAUUUACGUGGUUGGAAGCACUUUCACAUCCAAAUUCUUGAAAAAUGUAGACGAAAAGAAUUCAGAUAUAAAAAAGCAUGUUUUGUUUGAGGUGUAUGAUCCUGAAGUUGAUAAGUGGUCUACUUUGCCAACCCCUUCUCAUCCUUUGAUUAAGGACUCGGAGCCAGAGGAGACUGAAUGCGUGGGGCAUGCUGUUGUGGGAAGGAAGGUUCUCCUUCAUAAUCAAUUCGGUUAUGGUGUUCUUCAACACCGCCUAUAUUGUUAUGAUCUCGAUAGAGGUGAAUGGAUGAAUUACCAAAACCUGCCUUCCUACUCUGGUAGUUUCUUAGGGAGGAAUGAGUUUGUAGGGGAUACCCUUUAUGGAGUUUACAACAGGAAAGUAUCUGCAAUAGCCCCAUUAGCUCAUGCUGAUGAGGAGGGGGAGGAGAAUAUGGGUGCAGAUGUAGAGAACCCUCUUUAUUUUCCAUCUGAGGACUUGUGCUCCGUUGUGGAUGCUAUUUACCAUAAAUUUCCUCCACAGCCGGACUCCUCAAUUACCUCAUCAAGCUUGCUUCACUUGGGGAAUGGAGUCUUUUGUUUUGUGCUGUCUGGCAGGCCUCUGCAUUUCAAGCAUCGGCAUGGUUAUUAUGCUAUUGAAGGUAACAAAAAAGGUGUUAUUAGCAUCGUAAUCUUUCAGGCCCUUGGGGAUAACCACUUACGAGGUGAAGGUGAAGAUGAAUAUGACUAUAGUAGCGAUGAAGAUGAAGAUGAAGGUAACGCUGGAUUCUUCAGGGCAAAAUUCUUGUAUUCCGCUCAUUAUCACAUCAAUACCCGCUCCCGAAAUCUUGGGGAUAUCCAUGGUUGCUUCUCUCUUGGCCUGUCGUUUAACUUUGGAGAUGGGAGUGACCCUAAUUGUGCUGAGCAUGGCAAAGGGCCUAUGUCAAACUCGCCAUCCGAUCCACAUCUUGAUCCCCAAUCUGUCCCCGAUGUGCAGCCUUGGAUGAAGGAGGCGAUGGCUUGGUUCUUGCAAUAUGUGGAGGAUGAUAUUAACGAUAACUUCAUUAUGACCACAAGGCCUAGUUCGCUAGGUGAGAGAAGGCACAUAAAUCACCAGCUUCCUUGGCAGCUGCCGCAUCACAUGCUCACUCAAGAGUGCCCAGCUGUGCAGACUAAGAUAGCUUGGUAUGUUUCAAGGAAAGCUUUGAUUGAGGAACGACGUCGGCUGCAAGAUCUUCAAAGAGAGCACGAGAUAGUGAGGAAGGAGAAUACCAUGCUCACCAAUCAAAGGGAUCUUUACCAGUCAUGGAUUUCGCGGUUUUUUGAUGAUCAGAGAUUUCAGGCUAUUGCUGAUCCGUUUGAGCCUCGACCGGUGACAUCUUCUGUUCCCUCAUCUUCUCAGCCUACUGAGCCACUAGUCAGCAAUCAAUCUGGAGAUACCUCCCAUAGGAUGGAGACCCUGUCCUUGUCGUAGAUGCCACCCUACCAAACCAGACCUGAUGAUGCUAAUGAUCAAUAGACUUGGGAUUUCUUUCUGUUUUGUCUAAUUGAUGGUAUUUGAUGUAUGGGAAUUUCCAUGAUUGUAUCUUAAACUCUUAUAAUAUAUUAAUAUGACAACUGUUCUGUGCGUUUGUGUC
Molecule: messenger RNA, 2261 nt
Organism: Quercus lobata
Lineage: Eukaryota; Viridiplantae; Streptophyta; Magnoliopsida; Fagales; Fagaceae
Exons: 3
Coding region: 146-2098 (650 amino acids)
Molecular function (GO): protein binding
Source: RefSeq, a predicted model, not a curated record